UAUAAUCACUGGCAGGUUGGCAGCUGAUAUCACUUCCUGCUGAGUACUUGGCAAGUCCAGACAAUAAACCAUGUUCAUGACGACUGAAGACAUCCGAAAUCGACUGGGAUGCCCUGCAAGUCAUCUUGUAAACUAUAACCUGCCUCCCUUCCUCCCUUUGUAAACAUUUCUAAUUGGUAAUUGGUAAUGCCGAACUUCUGCCCUUGCAGCAUGCCGCAUUAGCGCUCUAAGUCAGCAUGUCGUCAUUGCCUCGAGGCUUGCGGUCAAGGGCUUUUAAUCGACCAGCGCUGGAAUCAGUUCAUCCUCGAAUGGAUCGCGAUACGAAUGGCACGAUCCAAUCGUACAUUGACGUACCAGAUUGGCUUGUGCGACAAUUAUGGGACCGAGUUGUCUGGGACGUAGGUAUCUGCGUCCCCCGUACAGUUUCGUUCUCGUCGGAUGGGACUCGCAUCGUGUCUGAUUCGUCAGACAAGACUGUCUGGCUGUGGGAUGCAGCAAUGGGGCAGCCAUUCGGUGAGCCCUUGCGGGAGCACACUGAUUGGGUUAGCUCAGCCUCGUUCUCGCCGGAUCAUACCACGCAUCCCACGGUGACACAGCAUCAUCAUCUCAACCACCGCUUGAAAUCUAUUCAUUUCUCAUCUAGCAGACGCUAUGUACCACCCUCCUGGCCUCAUUGAAGGCGCCUCCUACCAUAAUUGUGGCUCUCAUUUUUACUGGGAGGAUGCAUUUUACCCACUUCUCUCUUAUGCUCAGCCCAU
This is a messenger RNA of Suillus paluster, 758 nucleotides long. RefSeq lists its product as uncharacterized. Gene Ontology annotation, molecular function: protein binding. The transcript is spliced from 4 exons. The record is from RefSeq and is a predicted model, not a curated record. The coding region runs from base 237 to 677 and encodes 146 amino acids. NCBI's taxonomy places the organism in Eukaryota, Fungi, Basidiomycota, Agaricomycetes, Boletales, Suillaceae.